AUGAGACAGAAUUACAGAUGGAAGUUGAUGGAAUAAGGGUUGUUGAGCUUGAGGAUGGGGAGCGUCGUGCACUUGUUGUUCGCCGGGUUGAUCCUCACGGUUGUCAACCGCUCCCAAAGCGAGAGCUUCUCGGGCUGGCCGACAUGGGCAGCAGCAUCGAUGUCGAAUGCAUCUGCUUUCUCUGCCGGCACAGUUGAGGACCGCUGGUUGCGCACGAACGGGGAGUACACCAUGCUGCAGAAGCGUCGCUCAGAGAACUAACGAAGACGAAGGCAACCGAAUCGAAGCGUUGAAUUGACGAUAUGCCCGGCAUAUGUAACCCCCCGCUAUGGAAGUCGUCGGGGGCCUUGCGAUAACGGUGGAGUUUCGACCCAUGUUUAGGGCGGCAGCGAGAUAAGGCCCGUGCUGUGCCGUUUUGACCUCGACAGCCACUAUUCACCGCGAUAUGGCGGUCUGGAUUUGUAUGCAGAGAUAAGGGUAUCUGUAGGGCGAAAAUUUGGCUGCGAUGGUCGGCCGCAGCAAGCCGCGUUCCUGGCUCGGUUUCUGGGUGGCAUUCCUUUCCUGGUUUGCGUUCUCGCCGCUCACCCCAGAUGCGGUGAAGACCGACCUCAAGCUCACCCAGCAGCAAAUCGGGAAUUCAAACAUCGUCUCCCUGUGCUCUACUCUCGUCGUGCGCGCUAUUGUCGGCCCCCUCGUUGAUCGCUUUGGUCCCCGUAAGGUGAUGGCCGGACUGCUUAUCGUCGGUGCCAUUCCCUCCGGCCUCGCAGGCACCGUAUCGAGUGCGCAAGGUCUCUACGUCAUCCGAUUCUUCAUUGGCAUUCUCGGUGGGACCUUUGUGCCCUGCCAAGCCUGGACCACGGCGUUCUACGACACGUCCGUUGUCGGACGCGCCAACGCACUGGUCGCCGGCUGGGGCAACUCGGGCGGCGGCUUCACCUUCAUCAUCAUGGCUGCCCUCUACGACCGCUUGCUCAGCGACGGCCUCAGCCCCCAUUCGGCAUGGAGAGCUGCCUUUGCUAUCGUACCCGUGCCCAUCUUGAUCACCGUCGCCAUCCUCACCCUGCUCGUCGGCUCCGACCACCCCAACGGCAAGUGGUCCGACCGCCACAAGAUGAACGUAUCGAUUCCCAGCGCCGAGAUCACAGACGGCACGCCUCGUGUCAGCGAUGAUAUCGAGACUAGCCGGGAAAAGCCUAAACUCAAGGAUGAAAGGCCAGAUACCGAAAAGGUUGAUGAGAAGAAGGGCGCUGUGAAAGUGGAUGUUGCGGACGCCCUGCCCUCAGGCCCGCCCUCUAUUCGGCAUGAUAGCGUGCCUCUGUCUUGGAAGGUUACGAUGGACAUUCUCCUGAACCCACUCACUUGGCUCCCGGGACUGGCGUACAUAGGCUCCUUCGGGUACGAGCUCGCUAUCGACGCUAACCUCUCGAACGUCUACUUUGGUCUGUACAACGAGACGAAAGGUUUUGGCCAGACACGGUGCGGCUACCUCGCCAGUAUAUUCGGUCUGCUCAACGUCUUCUCCCGGCCCCUGGGCGGCUACCUCGGCGACGUCGUGUACCGGUACUACGGCGUGCCGGGAAAGAAGUACCUCGUGCUCGCCCUCGGCGUGCUGCAGGGCGCCAUGUCGCUCGCGUGGGGCCUGUACAUCGACCGGCACGACGCGUCGCUCGCCGUCGUCAUCGUGCUCAUGGUCAUCACGGCGAUCGUCGACCAGAUGGGCAACGGCGCGAACUUCUCGCUCGUCCCGCACUGCAACCCGAGCAGCAACGGCCUCAUGACCGGCAUCGUCGGCGCCCUCGGCAACCUCGGCGGCGUCUGGUUCGCGCUCAUCUUCCGCUUCCAGCCGUCGCCGUUUGGGAAGGCGUUAUGGAUCUCGGGCGUCGUUGUUAUGGUUACAAGCGUUUUGCUCGUGGCCAUUCGUGUUCCACGGAAGUGAUUAGUGGCCGUCUAGUUUAUACGAGGACAAUUUACCUAUAGACCAAGUACCAUAGAUUUUUAUAUAGUUAGGAAAACAGCGUCGUUGCAUCGAGGACGCAUUCUGUCCGAUGUAAGGAAAAGGUUCGGUGCUUGUUUUCUGUCAAGUGUUGUUCCGAGAAAAGCUUGU
Messenger RNA from Phanerochaete carnosa HHB-10118-sp, 2104 nucleotides. RefSeq lists its product as uncharacterized. The record is from RefSeq and is a predicted model, not a curated record. Gene Ontology annotation, molecular function: nitrate transmembrane transporter activity; nitrite transmembrane transporter activity. Gene Ontology annotation, cellular component: membrane. The transcript has 10 exons. Gene Ontology annotation, biological process: nitrate transmembrane transport; nitrite transport. Bases 506 to 1936 code for a protein of 476 amino acids. Lineage: Eukaryota; Fungi; Basidiomycota; Agaricomycetes; Polyporales; Phanerochaetaceae.